This is a messenger RNA of Sclerotinia trifoliorum, 1839 nucleotides long. The record is from the annotation of a GenBank genome assembly. Lineage: Eukaryota; Fungi; Ascomycota; Leotiomycetes; Helotiales; Sclerotiniaceae.
GCGUGUGUGCUUGUGUCGGAUGGGACGUGUUGAAAACUAUAACGAAGAGAACUUGAUACAGUGAUAGUACCAACUUUAUUCUACUCUCGUCGAUAUUCUCUUCACUCUGACCUCUAUCUAGUAACAGCUUCAGACAAUUAACAUUACCCAUUCCAUUUGCCGUGUCGUAUUACAUCGCAUCUCACUAACAUACUCAUUUAAUUCUGCCUUCGUCGUCGCUCAACUCUGCACCACAAUUCUGCAAGCAAUAGAGAUACAUUCAACGAGAUAAUCGGCUUUGUGCUCUGCUGUGCUGCGCUAGACGCUUGCUCUUCUUCGGUCAUGUCAUGGCCUAGCCGUCGGGAUUUAAGGCGAGAAAUGGGAUUGAACGAUAAGGACUGGAAACAAGCAUCAUUUCUUGAGACGAUGCUCUUAUAUCUUGACUGUCAGCGAAAGAAUGGGAUCAAUGAAAAACAUGCAUACUAUUCUGCUGUGGCAUGGGAGAUGUUCAAAUAUGUGUUUCGCACAGGCGAUGGUCAUUGGUACGAUGCGAGUCGCAAGGCGAUGUGGUGUUUAGUGGGCAAGGUUAGUAUUCAACUCAUUCAAUAUGAAUACUUCGCUCCACUUCUUGCAUAGCACCUUCUUCAAAAUUCGCAUCAUUCUAACAACCAUUCAUUCACAGUCACCAAAACGACGACGAUCCACCAACCUCGAAGUCCGGAUAACGUAUUAUAUCUUGCAAGAACGUCGCUAUUUGUACAUCUUUUCAAAACUGAAAGGAGAGCCGGAAGAGAGAUGCCUUGAGAUUAAUAUGUUGGAUCCCCAGCAGAGAAAGUUCUUUGUAGACAUAGUACCGUGGGCAGCAAAGAAACAUCCACUUGUUCCGCCGAAACAUGCCGCAGUGCGAAGGGUUAUGGAACUGGAUAUCAAGAAAGAACGGAAACACAACAGAUAUCUUCGGGCGAGAAGAAGAGCACAGAAUACGAAUGGACCGAGUCCUCUUAGAAAUAUAUUGAAUCAGGCAUAGUUUCUACAUCGUUUGAUGUAUCUAAUAUGUAUGUAUUCACGGUAUGAGCAUCCGUUGUGAAACGAGGUGUUUUUGCGCAGUCUACACUGUUGGGACAGCCCCAGCGAGCCUAGCGUAAUAUUUACCUCACACUCUGGAAUGUAUCUAGACUUACUGAUCACGAGGCCCCCAUAGUCCAAGAAAUUUACCCACAUAUGGAGUAUACUGCACAUCGGCUUCAUUGCCGGGUUCUUGUAGGAGAGCCGGCAAUUGUGCACCUGGAUUUAGUAAUUAAUUGCACGACAUAAUCUUCCAAUCAGCUUAAUUGUAUCCAACACUACCUGGAAGUGACCUCGACUUCCAUCCGCGAUCUCACCUAUCGAUUGCCUUGACAUAAGCCAUUAGUUGCCCGACAAAACUUACGAAGUCUCUGGUUUUUCUCCACUUGGAGUGUACCGUGACAGAAAAGCGGAAUGACGAUUUAUAAAUUGGCGUUAGAAACAAGAAAAAACAAGCAAGAAUCUCAAGUAUCGUUUGCGGAAGUUGCAUUUGAGGAGGUGAAGAAGUUCGUUCAAACUUCAACUUUAGUAGGGCAGCUAUUGAGUGUACAAGCGAGGAUGUGCGAGGAUGAGGUUAUUACACCGCUAGGCUUGUAACUUGGCAACUAUUGGUUGCUAAGAAACCAUUCUCUCAAAUGGAACUUCACUACACCAGUCACUUUUAUGGGUAGUUGAUGCGUAGGUAGCUUGUUGUCCAUCAGGGUUUUAAAUAGUAGACUUGCUGUUCCGAAUCUCUUGAUAAUAUCUGAUUCUCACAUAAGGGCACUGAUUUUCUCGAAAUAUGCAUCCCAAUCG